AUGCACUGCUUUCGCCGCUUUCUACAGGUGGUCAGUGGGUUCGGUCCCUCCUUCCGAUGGCGCACGUUUUCGAAAUCAAUCGACGACACCCGUGUACCGGUGCUACACGAGGAGGAUCUAGAGGAAUCGUUCGUCCGAGGCAGUGGCCCUGGUGGACAGUCGGUCGCCAAAACGAACAACAAAGUAGUCCUAACGCACAAACCGACCGGUCUUGUUGUCCAUUGCCAUACGAGCCGUUCCUUGUUUGAGAAUCGCCGAGAAGCCCGCAAACUACUCGUCGCCAAACUGGACCAGCUGCUUAACGGCGAGCAGUCGGUUAACCAGCAACGAAAGGUUAUCGAACAGCGUAAGCAAACAGAAAAUUUGCGACGUAAGAUGCGUCUUCAGGCGAAGAAGAAAGCCUGGAAAGAGCGGGAAUCUACGGAAGGUAGUAAAGAACCGUCGCCACACGUCGAGUAGAAAGUUGUUUGGUAGUUUUGAUAGGAAUUUUUAUAUUUUAAACAAUAAAUACAGAGUAAAAGAUUGUGUAGCAUCACCACGAA
Molecule: messenger RNA, 542 nt
Organism: Anopheles cruzii
Lineage: Eukaryota; Metazoa; Arthropoda; Insecta; Diptera; Culicidae
Product: mitochondrial translation release factor in rescue
Exons: 1
Coding region: 1-459 (152 amino acids)
Biological process (GO): translational termination
Cellular component (GO): mitochondrion
Molecular function (GO): translation release factor activity
Source: RefSeq, a predicted model, not a curated record